UGCACGUUCAGUAACGAUGUCAUUGAAACUUCUAUAUAUAUUGUGUAUGGCUGCCUAUUCAGGUGUCACCAGGGGAAAGCGUCUUUGCGAUGUCGAGAUGCUUGGGAAGUGUUACUUUGUUUCACAGGAGUCCGUCGGUUGGACAGAUGCUCUCAGCAGUUGUCAAAAACAGGGAGGACACUUGGCUGUCAUUCAGGACAAAACCGAACGAAAAGCAUUGAACGUUCUUGCUAAAAGUAAUAAACGACUUUGGAUUGGCCUACGUGAUUUGGCAGUUGAUGGCAGUCCGCAUUGGGUUCACCCGAAAAUUAAGUAUGAUAACAAUAACAAAAAAUCCUACCCCUGGGCAUCUGAUGCUAGCAAGAGACAAGGACAUGACUGUGUAGUAGCUGUGGCAAAUGAAGACAAUAUGUUUGAGUGGCAAUAUAGUGACUGUCAAAACUCGGAAACAUUUCUGUGUGCCUCAGCAGCAGUUGGAUGUAACGAAUGUGUUACGCUAAAUACACCAAAUAGCUACAGUUAUCAGUAUAUCACUGAUGCGACAGGUCUUAUUCGUCUAACAUUUGAGGUUAAAGCAAACAACGACGUGCACAUUGGUUUGUCAGCUCAACAACAUGAUUUAUCAAACAUGUACGAAAUUGUGAUCGGUGGAUGGGGGAACUCACAGUCUGUUAUUCGUCGUAGCAAGCAAGGGUUCAAUCAGGUCGCUGUAUACACACCUGGUAUUCUAUCCUCAUCUGAGUUCAGAGGAUUCUGGUUGACAUGGCAAAAUGGUAAAAUCAAAGUCGGCAAGGCUGGUAAAGUCGAUUCUUUUAUGCAUUGGACUGAUCCAAAUCCACUCGUAGUCAGCUUCAUUGGGUAUUGCACUGGUUGGGGAAGUACAGGCGUAUUCAGUGUAUGUACUGAAUAUUAUGAUCCCGUAAUGGACAAGAUUGGUACAAAAACGAGAUCGACAUCACACCAGGAUCAUGUUUCAGUUUUCGGCAGUAUUGAAGGCAUUAACCGUGACUUGGAUCUUUUUGAAGGAGACAUUAUGUUAACAGCAGAGCAACGCCAACGAAGGGAAACAGGCGAACCAGUUUUAUCCAUUAAGAGAGGAAUUACAAAUGAAGUUUACUGGUACUGGCCUGAUAAUGUAGUAAACUACGUAUUUGACGAAGAUGACCCAUUAAAUGCCGAAGAUAGGAAUCUGGUGAGAGGAGCAUUGGAUGGUAUAGAAUCGGAUACAUGUGUGACUUUCGUUGAAGGAAUAGCGGACGAUUAUAUCAGCAUAACAAACGGAGAUGGGUGUUGGUCCUAUAUUGGAAGGAUUGGAGGCAAGCAGAUGUUGUCACUUCUAUCUCCAGAGGGUAAUGGUGGGACGUGUAUGUGGCUUGGAAUUAUUCAACACGAGUUUCUACAUGCACUUGGGUUUUACCACGAACAGUCUCGUUACGAUCGUGAUUGUUAUGUACAGAUUAUGUGGGAUAAUAUCAUAGAAGGGAUGGAGUCGAAUUUUGAGAUAGUUGAAAGACAAUGGAUGGACUUACAAGACACUCCUUACGAUUAUGGUUCAUUGAUGCACUAUGGGUGGAAUGCAUUUGCGAUCGACAACACACAGGCAACAAUAGUCACCAUCAACCCACCAGGUGUAGCGAUUGGUCAAAGAGACGGACUUAGUGAUUUGGAUAUAACAGAAGUGAACGGAAUAUAUGAUUGUACUAGCACUGGCAUCGAGUCAAUUUGGAGUGCUUGGGAAUCUUUAACGGAUUGUACUGAAACUUGUGGAGGUGGAACAAAAUUCAGAAGCAGGUAUUGUCUACAAGGAGAUUGUGAAGGUCCUAACUUUCAAGUACAGAACUGCAUGACUAUCGAUUGCCCGCUAGUUAUCAAUUAUCUGUAUCAAGGCUGUUUUGCCGAUGCCGGCAACCCACCAAUUCUUACUUCACUCGAAAACACAGGGAAUCCCCACUUAGGUGAACAUUAUACCGCACGAUCUGACAAAACCAGGAAAUGCGCAAGAGCUGCGGUAUAUGAAGGUCAUCCUUAUUUUGCUCUACGUAAUGGCGGGGAAUGCUAUGUAGCGUCAAACCCCCAACAAUAUUCAGUACAAGGAAAUUCAGAAAACUGUUUAGAAGGAUUAGGCACUGGCCAGAGUAUAGAUGUAUAUCUAGUGUGGGAGCCAAAGUGUGAAUUUGGAUCGGCAUAUUCAGCUGACGGUGUAACUCAGUACUGCGAUGUACCACGUGGUGUACAAGGAUUUCCGAUUGCUAACCUGUGUCCUGCAGGCUUUUCAUGCCAGCGAUUAAUAUCAGAAUCUGGAGCAUUCAGUGGUUUAUGCUGCCCGACACAGCUCUGUCGCGAUUAUUGUAGCAGUGCAGACGAACUAUUAGGGCGAGAGUGUUAUUGUGGUGGAAACUGUCACCAACGAGGGGAUUGCUGCUCUGAAUAUAUGGACGAAUGUGGAGAUACAAAACGUUGCUAUGGAUCUGGUGAUCCUCACUAUAAAACAUUUGACGGUACCUAUUAUGAUUAUCAGGGUUAUUGUAAUUACAUUCUGUUCACCAAUGAAUGUUUUGGAGAUACAUCAAACACACCUUUUUCGAUCAUUGUGGACAACGACCUUACACGGCCUGGUUCCCCUGUUUCAAUGACAAAGCAGGCUACAGUGAACGCUUAUGGAAUGGUGAUAGAGAUGCUCCCUGGAAAGGCUGUUACCAUUGACGGUGCACCAGUGUUCCCACCAGUUUACCCUUCUCCUUUUCUGGGCAUCACAAUUGCUGGUAACUACUUGGUUAUAACUACUGGUCAUGGAGUGAAAGUUUACAUGGGACGGAUGGUCCUUUGUCCAAGUGUAUGCGGUUACUGCUUUCUAUAACAACGCAUGUGGUCUUUGUGGAUUGUUCAAUGGUAUCUCAGGUGACGACUU
This is a messenger RNA of Saccoglossus kowalevskii, 2908 nucleotides long. RefSeq lists its product as uncharacterized. Gene Ontology annotation, molecular function: zinc ion binding; metalloendopeptidase activity. The record is from RefSeq and is a predicted model, not a curated record. Gene Ontology annotation, biological process: proteolysis. Lineage: Eukaryota; Metazoa; Hemichordata; Enteropneusta; Harrimaniidae.